AUGUCUCUUUUUUCUAUCAGCAUAAUUUUGGGGAUCCUGCCCCUUGGGUCCAGCCAGUUCCCUCGGGCGUGUGCUAACUCGGGCAACUUGUUGAGGAAGGAGUGUUGUCCAACAUGGCCCGGUGAUGGUUCUCCUUGUGGAGAGCUUUCAGGCAGGGGUACUUGCCGAGGGAGUCUUCUGUCGGUUGCUCCUCUCGGUCCUCAGUUCCCUUUCUCUGGCGUGGAUGACCGAGAGGACUGGCCGGCGGUGUUUUACAACAAGACUUGCAGGUGCUCAGGCAACUUCAUGGGACACAACUGCGGCGAUUGCAAAUUCAGCUUUGGAGGACCCAACUGCACCGAAAGAAAGCUGCGGGUCAGGAAAGACAUCUUCAAGCUCAACGCCGGAGAAAGCUACCAGUUCCUUGCCUAUCUCAACUUGGCGAAAUAUACCACCAGCCAGGAUUUCGUCAUUGCCACUGGAACGUAUGCCCAAAUGAACAACGGCACCACUCCGAUGUUCCGAGACACCAGCGUCUAUGACCUGUUCGUCUGGAUGCAUUAUUAUGCGUCUCGAGACACGCUUCUGGGAGGCGCCAACGUCUGGAGGGAUAUUGACUUUGCGCACGAAGCUCCAGGUUUCCUUCCUUGGCAUCGGCUGUUUUUGCUCCUGUGGGAACGUGAGAUCCAGAAGAUGACAGGGAAUGAAGAUUUCACCAUACCCUACUGGGAUUGGAGAGAUGCGAAAGGCUGUGACAUCUGCACAGAUGAGUACAUGGGAGGCAGACAUCCCAGUCAACCAAACCUAUUGAACCCAGGAUCCUUCUUCUCUUCAUGGCAAGUAUGUACAGGCAUGAGGGGGGGGAGGCAGGAGAGGAACUUGGCUUCCCCCUACCAAAAUUUUUAA
Messenger RNA from Thamnophis sirtalis, 885 nucleotides. The record is from RefSeq and is a predicted model, not a curated record. Lineage: Eukaryota; Metazoa; Chordata; Lepidosauria; Squamata; Natricidae.